CAAAUUAUUAGUUAUUCCGUUAUCUCUCAUUGUUACACACAUCUCAAGCACCUUGAGAGGCUUCUGAUCAGCUUAUUUAUAUAAUACGCAAACCCCUGCAAAGAGCACCAUUAAUUCCAAAAGAACAACAAGCUCAAUGGGAAGCAUAUCGAAGUUCUUAUUAGCUUUUCUAUGCAUCAACAUAUGGCUGCAAGCCACAGAAGCUCUUCGUCAUCAAUUCCGCGUUGAAACCGCAAAUGCACAUGACUUUUUGAGGGUUCACAACAAUGCACGAAAGAAAAUAGGACUUCCGCCAUUGGAGUGGGACGAAAAGCUGGCAGAAUUUGCUCGGUUCUAUGCCAACCUGAGAGCGGUUUCGGGGUGCGGGAUGAUCCACUCGAACGGGCCCUACGGCGAAAACAUCUUCUGGGGCGGCGGGAAGCAGCCGUGGGGCGGGAGGUUCGCGGUGAAGUCGUGGUCUCAUGAGAAGAAGUUUUAUAAUCACAAGACCAAUAGUUGCAUCCCUGGGCAAAUGUGUGGGCAUUAUACGCAGAUUGUGUGGAAGGACACAAAGCGUGUGGGCUGUGCUCGUGCUGCAUGCACAAAUGGAGGAGGGCAGCUCAUCAUAUGCAACUAUGAUCCUCCAGGGAAUUGGCUUGGAGAGAAGCCCUAUUAGACGUGAUUAAGAUUUGCACGCAGUUCAACUUAUAAUUAAUUGGGUUAAUUAUUGUGUCAUUACCAAUAAUCUUUUAAGAGUUAAUUAUUACAAGGAGAUGAUUGAGAUGGUGUGCUUUGUGUAUGAGAUCUUUGCACUUUCAUUGCUAGGAAGAAUGAAAAAUAAUAUGUAAAAAAGUUUACGAAGUAAAUCAAAAUUGGCCUCACAAUCGAAGUGCCGAAUAAAACUACAA
Molecule: messenger RNA, 887 nt
Organism: Prunus avium (sweet cherry)
Lineage: Eukaryota; Viridiplantae; Streptophyta; Magnoliopsida; Rosales; Rosaceae
Product: pathogenesis-related protein PRB1-2-like
Cellular component (GO): extracellular region
Source: RefSeq, a predicted model, not a curated record